UCAUAUAUUUUCCGGGCCGGUCCGCCCGCCCCGGAGCGCGCAGAGAGCACACGCGUGUCCCUCUCCGGUCAGAGAGGCAGCGGGGCUCUGGAGACACACGUUCACCCCGAGCAGCCUCUCUCCCUCUCUCCCUCUCUCUCCUCCUCUGCCUCUCUCCUCCUCUCCGUUCAGUGUGGCACGCACGAGCACUCUCGCCCUCUCGCCGGGAGCACCGCACGAGCCCCCGGGUCCGGCCGCCCGAGUGACUUCCGGAAUGCCGGCGCUCGCUGAGAGACCGAUGGCCGGAGAGUCGGACUGAUUGAUAAAGAGGUGGAGUGAUUUUUUCUUUCCCUGCGCUUUCCUGCGGCGAGGAAGAGUCCCCCGCAGGUGGAGACCGCGGGCACCUGCGCGGCGCUCACCGGGAGAGUCUAACACACUGACCGCCCUACUGCCCCUCCUCCUCCUCCUCCUCAAGACCCGCUUUUUCAAAGAAGAGAAAAUGACCUUUUUUGCCGUCUGCGAGUCAGAAGUCCACAAAUAACUAACUUCGCCAACCCGCCUCCGCGACCCUGAGCGAAGACGAAUCGGAUUUAAAACCCGAUGAACACAGCUGAGAAUUUUCCCCGGCGCGUGAGACGGCGAGAGAGAGAGAGAGAGAGAGCGCGAGCGCCACUCCGCCGCCCCGCCGCGCUCGGAGAAGGCGAUCGGGCACGAGCCGCUGAGCCGCCCGCUUCUCGCGCCGGACGAGGACAGCUCGUGAGAGGGUGACAGUCGUGUUCCCUGGGGUUCCAGACGCCUGCCUGCUCCACCCACAGCACCACAGCGGACAGGAGACGGGCGCUGAGGUCCGGCCCAGAGUCUGGGCCCGGUUCUGCAACACAGGAGCACCCAGAGUGCUGGUGUGCCCCAGGUUGGCUAUGGACUGUAACUGUGUGAGUGAUCUGCUCCUGACCCCCCCUGUACCUGCACUCUGGACUCCAGGCAUAGCAUUCCCAGACUGGGCCUACAAGCCUGAGUCGAGCCCCGGCUCCAGGCAGAUCCAGCUCUGGCACUUCAUCCUGGAGCUGCUGCAGAAGGAGGAGUACCAGAACGUCAUCGCCUGGCAGGGGGACUACGGCGAGUUCGUCAUCAAGGACCCCGACGAGGUCGCCCGGCUCUGGGGCAUCCGCAAGUGUAAACCGCACAUGAACUACGACAAGCUGAGCCGCGCACUCAGAUGGGCUGGCAGUGCCCAGGUCUGA
Lepisosteus oculatus (spotted gar) is the source of this 1220-nucleotide messenger RNA. NCBI's taxonomy places the organism in Eukaryota, Metazoa, Chordata, Actinopteri, Semionotiformes, Lepisosteidae. The record is from RefSeq and is a predicted model, not a curated record.